Molecule: messenger RNA, 838 nt
Organism: Haemonchus placei
Lineage: Eukaryota; Metazoa; Nematoda; Chromadorea; Rhabditida; Trichostrongylidae
Source: the annotation of a GenBank genome assembly
GGCUCUGCAGGGUAACUACGACCGAAUUGUUGCAUCAUUCGAUGAGAUGAAUCUCAAAGAAAAUCUCUUGCGUGGAGUAUAUGCGUUCGGUUACGAAAAGCCAUCUGCCAUUCAGCAACGGGCAAUUGUUCCGUGUUGCACCACUCGUGAUGUUAUUGCUCAAGCCCAAUCCGGGACCGGCAAAACGGCCACAUUUUCAAUAGCUAUUUUACAACGUAUCGAUGAAAAAAAGCCAUGCGUCCAGGCAUUGGUAAUGGCCCCCACACGGGAGCUAGCUCAGCAGAUACAAAAGGUAAUGUGCGCUCUGGGCGAUUACAUGAAGGUGAAGGUUCACGCGUGCAUUGGUGGCACCAGUAUUCGAGAUGAUCAACGGAAACUCGAAGCUGGUGUUCACGUCGUUGUUGGCACUCCGGGACGCGUUAAUGAUAUGAUCAAUCGUGAAAUUCUAACAACGGACGCGAUCAAGAUGUUCGUCUUAGAUGAAGCCGACGAAAUGCUUUCUCGAGCGACUAUGCCAGCCGACGUACUUGACGUUACUGAAUGCUUCAUGAGAAAUCCUAUUCGCAUUCUUGUGAAGAAAGAAGAACUGACACUAGAGGGAAUUCGUCAGUUCUACGUCAAUGUCCAGAAGGAUGAGUAUAAAUUUGAAACGCUCUGUGACCUUUACAAUGUGAUAAAUGUUACACAAUCUGUGAUUUUUUGUAAUACCAGAAGAAAGGUAUGCAUAUUUCGAACCAGAGCAGGUUUGGCAAGUAAUCGAAAUUUUGUUUUCUUGGAAUUUCGUGAGAUCAGCCGCUCAUUAACAAGUUCAUUCCUCACACUCCUAUCAUCCUCUUAA